AUGUUGAGGGAUGCCGAAACCCGAUACCCGAAUGCCGAGAAGUUCGCAUAUGGGCUGGUCAUGGCCUCCCGAAAAUUGCGACACUAUUUCCAAGGGCGAACGAUACAAGUGGUAACCGACCAACCUUUGAAGAAGAUCCUCAGCCGACCGGAGGCUUCGGGCAGAAUCGUCGCCUGGUGUGUAGAAUUGGGGGAGUAUGACUUAGAGUACGUUCCCCGAACAGCCAUCAAAGCCCAAGCCUUGGUUGACUUCAUGGUGGAGUGCAUUUUUUCAGGGCCGAAGGACUUGGAGCCGAAAGAACAGCUCAUCCGGACUCCAGGAAAGUGGAAGUUGUUUGUAGAUGGGUCGGUGGCCGGGUCUAAAUGUGGGGCUGGAUUGAUCCUCUCUAGUCCCGAUGGAUUUGAGAUCUGUCAAGCCAUCCGAUUCACUUUCCCUUUGACCAACAAUGAGGCCGAAUACGAAGCCCUCCUGGCAGGAAUGGGCCUAGCAAAAAAUCUGGAAGUAAGGCAUUUAAGGGCUUUCAGCGACUCCAUGCUGGUCGUCAAGCACUUUUCCGGGGAAUAUGAACAAAAAGAGCCCCGAACGAAGGCUUACGCCGCUAAGGUACGGGAACAAACUCAGUUUUUCGAAACAUUCGAAUUAAGCGCCAUCGGUCGGGAGGACAAUGGCCGAGCCGACGCUCUCUCUCGCUUAGCCUCGGCCGAAACACAAAAUUUGACGGGGUCCAUCUACUUGACGGAGGUGAAAAAGCCUUCGGUCGACAAGAAAGCUUGCUUGGAGAUUCAUCAAGGCAUAAAUUGGAUGACCCCCAUCAGAACUUACUUAGAGAAGGGGUUCUUGCCCUUAGAGAAGAAGGAAGCCCAAAAAAUAAAAUACCGAGCAGCUAGCUACACACUGAUCGGGGGCCGACUCUUUAGGCGAUCAGUAUCUCAGCCCCUGCUCCGAUGCUUGGAUCCAGAGGAACAGCUUCUGGCCCUGGAGACAGUGCACGAGGGAAUCUGUGGCGAACACUUGGCCGGCCGAUCCCUAGCCCUAAAGAUACUCCGACAGGGUUUCUUCUGGCCAACCCUUAGAGAAGAUGCAGCCAACUAUUCAAAGAAAUGCCGACAGUGUCAAAUCCACAGCAAUGUUCCGAAGCAACCCCAGAAGAAAUGA
Molecule: messenger RNA, 1155 nt
Organism: Daucus carota subsp. sativus
Lineage: Eukaryota; Viridiplantae; Streptophyta; Magnoliopsida; Apiales; Apiaceae
Exons: 1
Coding region: 1-1155 (384 amino acids)
Molecular function (GO): nucleic acid binding; RNA-DNA hybrid ribonuclease activity
Source: RefSeq, a predicted model, not a curated record